Chiloscyllium plagiosum (whitespotted bambooshark) is the source of this 2570-nucleotide messenger RNA. RefSeq names its product arfaptin-2-like. Gene Ontology annotation, cellular component: trans-Golgi network membrane. Gene Ontology annotation, biological process: intracellular protein transport; regulation of Arp2/3 complex-mediated actin nucleation. Gene Ontology annotation, molecular function: phospholipid binding; protein domain specific binding. The record is from RefSeq and is a predicted model, not a curated record. NCBI's taxonomy places the organism in Eukaryota, Metazoa, Chordata, Chondrichthyes, Orectolobiformes, Hemiscylliidae.
UUGUGCGUUGUGUGUUGGUGUGAGGCCAGAGACUGUGUGUGUGAAAUAGAGAGAGAGUGUUGUUAGAAAGAGAAAGGCCUUGAAUUGAUGAGAGUACGAUGUAGUGAGCAGUACGGCUGCUAUCAGAGCCCAGGCUUCUGCCAGAAGGAGAUUGGAGUAUGAUGCUUAUCGCACGGACCUUGAGGAGUUGAACCUGGGACCCCGUGAUUCACUGACCCUGUCGAAGAUCGACCUGGCGCAGCAGCUGUUUCUGGUGCAUAAGGAGAAGUAUCCUGUAACUCCCUAUCUGAACAAUGACAGACGGGAUCAUGGGAAAGGCCGCCACAAUGGAAAUUGCCAUAAACAGCAAUGGUGACACAGCCGGUUUACCAGAGGAUGAUGGUUUAGAGCAGGACCUUCAGCAGGUGAUGGUGUCAGGCCCAAAUCUGAAUGAGACCAGUAUUGUCUCCGGGGGUUAUGGGGGAACAGCAGAAGCGAUAAUUGCAACAGGUACAAUCAAAGGCACACGUGUGAAAGCCCUGGCACCACGGUCUGUGCUAAUCUCACCCAGCAGGUCUGCUGCCAGUAGGAUAGCCAGUCAGGGCAACACCUCACCAGGGUGUAGUAACCUUCACCAAUCGCAGAGUGGUCCGAUGACCGGCAGUGAGGAGUCAUCCCGGGGGAUCGCUGGUGAGAAGUUUGACAUUGUGAAAAAGUGGGGAAUCAACACCUACAAGUGUACAAAGCAGUUGAUCUCGGAGAGGUUUGGUCGAGGCUCUCGGACAGUGGACCUGGAACUUGAAGCUCAGAUCGAGCUCCUACGUGACACAAAGAGGAAAUACGAGAAUGUGCUGCGGCUUGCCCGAGCGCUCACAAACCAUUUCUACAACCUGGUGCAGACACAGCGGGCCCUGGGCGAGUCUUUCUCUGAUCUCAGUCAGAAAUCCCCCGAACUCCAGGAGGAGUUUGGACAUAACGCUGAUACUCAGAAGCUGCUGUGUAAGAAUGGGGAGACAUUGCUUGGAGCCAUCAACUUCUUUGUAUCGAGCAUCAACACUCUGGUCAACAAGACAAUGGAAGAUACGCUGCUCACUGUCAAACUGUUUGAGAAUGCCAGAUUGGAGUAUGAUGCUUAUCGCACGGAUCUUGAGGAGUUGAACCUGGGACCCCGUGAUUCACUGACCCUGUCGAAGAUCGACCUGGCACAGCAGCUGUUUCUGGUGCAUAAGGAGAAGUACGAGAGAUUACGCAGUGAUGUCACCAUCAAGCUAAAAUUCCUGGAGGAGAAUAAGGUGAAAGUGAUGCACAAACAGUUACUGCUGUUCCACAAUGCCAUCUCGGCCUACUUCGCUGGGAACCAGCAGCAAUUGGAGCAAACCCUCAAACAAUUCAAUGUGAAGAUGAAGGUGUCGAGCUCUGAAAAACCAUCGUGGCUGGAGGAACAGUGACAACAAAACUAGUUUGGAGCAGGACCUGAGGGAAGCAGAGCCAGGCAAUGAGGAAGCUGCAUUAAAUACAAAAAAAAACUCAAAAAUUUACCAUUUGAUUCCAUGUGUUUGAAACAAACUCUCAGACAUGUUAGAAUUUUAGGGGAAAUUUCCUGGUUGCUUAAACUCAAAUCAUUUCCAGAUUUCUUGGCUUUGUAAUCUUACACUAAAGCAAACACUAAGGUACGAUGGGACUGUGUCAGAGCUUCAAGCAUGCUCCUCGUUUGUAAAUAUUCAGUCUAGGGACCACAGAGGCUUUCCAGAUUCCUGGAGGUCUGUGGGUGUGGUGAUACCUGGAAGUUUGGAACAUGAGUCACCCUCCCAAAACAUCCCGGUUCCCCAAAGUCUUUGGGCUCUGGUCCUGGGGGUGCUGAGUUUCGUGGGGAACAAGUUAUUUAAAGGGGAUCUUGAUUUAUUUAGUUGCUUAAUUCUAAAGGGGGGGAGGGGAAUGAACCUUCCAGACACAUGGAGCUGCCAGUUGGUGAGGCCAUUGUUCGGGCUCCUCCAUCAAGACCAGCUCCCACCCCCUCCCUCCGUCCCACCCCCAGUGGGGGUGAGCAUCUUUACCGGGAGCACCAUAGUUAAAGGUUGUCCCAUGAAUGGGGAAUUUCCCAAACCUAGAGUAUUUAUUGAAGCUGAGUGGAGGAGAGGGGGUUUGGCUGUUAGAUGGAAUCAGUUCAAACAUCCACAAGUGUUGUCACUUUGGGGGGAGUCCCCAAGUAUUGGAAAUGUUUGCAGAGUGAGAAUUCUGUGGUGUAUUAAAAAAAAUCUUUAACUCUGCAUUUUCUGUAUGUACUGUUUGUGAUGUUUAAAUUUAUUACUAUGAAAGAAACAAAUCAAAUAAACAGCAAAAACCAGGUACGCUGGGGAAUUCUGGAAAUAAGAGUUGUCAGGAUUGGGAGAGAUGGGGAUACAAUUGGACAGCAACAUUCCUGAGACCCAUUGCUCCCUGAGACCGCUCCUGCCACUUCCCUCUUCCCCCCCCCCCCCCCCCCAUCUCCCUCCACACUCAGCCUGCUGUUUCUGCUGUUUCUAGACCCUUCAGUUUAUAAUCUUAAAGUAUACAACUGGUGAUUUUAUAAAAUAAAUUCCCUUCCAUCUCCA